AUGUCGGACCCUGCUGUGUGCGCCUUCCUCACCAAAGUGUUGUGCAGCCACGGGGGCCGCCUGGAGCGCGAGCAGCUGUCCAGCCAAGUCGCCGGCCUCUCGGAGCAGCAGCUGAGCCAGAUCCUGGAGGAGGAUGCGCCCGAGCGCUUCCUGCUGGUCCGGGCCCCUGGAGACCCGGGGGCCGCCUCGGCCCGCACCGUCUUGGCCGUCUCCGCGGUGCGCCUCUGUCCGUCGAGGGAGUGCAGCGGCAGCGACUGCGAGCGCCUCCACCUCUGCAAGCUCAAUCUCAUGGGCAGGUGCCGGGUCAGCCAAACUGAAAGGGCCUGUAAGUAUUCUCAUGAUGCCUUCUCGGAGCAAAACCGGAGGAUCUUGAAGAACCACGAACUCUCUGGCCUCAAUGAGGAUGAGCUGCAUGUUCUGCUUCUCCAGAAUGACCCUUUUCUGCUGCCUGAUGUAUGCAAACUUUACAACAAAGGAGAAGGAAAUUGUCCUGAAAAAGAAAAUUGCAGAAAACUUCACAUUUGCAGUUUCUUCCUCAAAGGAAACUGUCGUUUUCUCAGAUGCAAGAGGUCUCACAACCUUUUACAGCCGAAUAUGUUGAAACUGCUGCUUGAAGAAGGGGUGGAUGAUAAAUUAGCUUGGAAUAUCCAGAAAAUCCGUGAUCACAAAACUGCUGAAGUGGCCAGGGAAUUAGGACCGCUAAAAGUGCAUCCCCCGAAGCCCACAACUGCCCCGUGUGAAGAAAAAAAGAAACCAAGAGCUGGAAUUCAGGGAGAACACAGCCCACCCCCUAAUCAAGCUUCUCCAUCUGUUUCUGGAAACAAGGAUCUUCAGCAAGCUUACUCCUCACCUGCCUACAAGUCAACAGUGCGCUCUAGAGCAUUAAUUAAUGUGGUUGUUUUAUUCUUUUUUUUCCCUACAGAUGGCAAAGCAGCUCCUCCUUCCAAAUCUCCCCAGAUUGAAGAGAAAAAGAAAAGCGAUGAAAUCUGUCUGUUCUAUGUCUGGCAGUUCUGCAAAAAUAAAAAUAACUGUGAGAUGAUCCAUUACCAUCUUCCUUAUCGAUGGCAAAUAUAUACUGGAACUGACUGGAAAGAAUUGCCCCAAAUGGAGGAAAUUGAAAAAGCCUAUUGUGAUCCCUCCAUUACAAGUUUUCAAAACAUCAAUUUCAAGACCAUGAUGGCUUACAUUAAUCCAGUUCGGCGUCAGUCCACACCGUCGUCUGUCACCAAACCUGCCAAAUUUGUCUUAACAACCAAGUGGCUUUGGUACUGGAAGAAUGACCAGGGCCAGUGGAUUGAAUAUGGGAAACAGGAUAGACAGUGCUCAGGCUCCACGUUAAGUUCUGAUGACCUGGAGAAUAUAUUCUUGUCACAGCCAGACGACGGUUUCCAGUUCCAAGCAGGUUCCCAGAUAUAUGAAAUAAACUUUAAAGACAUGAUCCAGAAAAACGUGUACUUCCUCACUCAGAGAGAGGUCCGGAGACGCCCAAAAUAUGUUUCUCCUGAAGAUGUGAAGAGUAAGAAAGGCCACAGGGACCAUUCUUCAGCACCUAUUCCAGACCCGAUAUAUCCUAGAGACUGGGAUAAAUCUGCACUGCCUGCAAUUGGAUACAAGGCCAUUGAACUCAGCAAAGUCUCUUCAGAAUACACAACAAUUGAGAAGCUUUUUCAGAAGACAAUGGUUGAUUACAUCAUCCACAGCAUCCAGAGGAUUCAGAACCCAUCCCUUUGGCAAGUCUUCCAGUGGCAAAAGGAGCAAAUGAAGAAGAAGAAAGGGGGCCAGGACGUAAAGGAGGAGCUCCUGUUUCAUGGAACUGGCUCUUCUAAUGUAGAAGCCAUCUGCAGUGACAACUUUGACUGGAGAAUAUGUGGGACCAAUGGAACAGUCUAUGGAAAAGGAAGCUACUUUGCUAGGGAAGCAAAGUAUUCCCACCAAUACUGUCGGCUGGAUGCCAAAGGGAAAACUAUGUUUGUGGCUCGUGUUCUGGUUGGUGAUUUUGUGGUAGGGAAUCAAAGUUACAAUCGCCCCCCACUCAGAUCUUCUGUCACGACCCACUGCUACGACAGCUGCGUGGACAAGAUGAUUGAUCCGUCCAUCUUUGUCGUCUUUGAGAAGCAUCAGAUUUACCCUGCGUAUAUGAUCAGUUACAGCGAAGAAAAGAAAUGUAUUUUAGCAUAAAUAAUGACGUCUGCGACACUUGGACAAGUGUUUUUUACAAGCUUUUGUAAUAGCUCAGAUUUAAAGCAAUCCUUGCCUCCCGAAAUGCGUAAUAAAUGUUGAGGAAGCUAGGAGCCAUAUAUUCUGAAUUCUAACAAUGGUAUGUUAAUAUGUACUGCAGUAAGGAAAGGUUGGAUUUUUCUGGGGGAAAUGAAACAGUUUGCUACAAGCAAUUUCAUACUUUUAAAAAUGUUAAAGAGUUUGCAGUUUAACCUUUAAUGUUAUACGAUUUUUAUGGAUGGGUGUUGUACCCAUCAAAUGAUGUAGGACAGAGAAAUAGAUGCAUAUGUUCUUUGUUCUACUUGACGGAGAUUAAUUUUCGUUGUGCCAGGGACACAUGCAGCAUACUUGUGUCAAAAGAUACAGCUGUUGACCUUGGCCCUGAAUAGCUUUCGGUUGCACGCAGGAUGUUUAGCUGUUACUGAUCGUCUGUAUUCCGUAGCUUAGUCUACAAUGACCAGUUAAUGGUGAAUAGAUAAAACGCUUUUGAUCAUGAGACAGCUUAGCUCAAAUACGUUUGGCCGUUUUAUUACACAAUCGCAAUCGAACACAUGAAUACUUUCUUGGUUUUGGAUAAUUAGAAUGCUCCUGGCCAAAUGUACUAAACCUACAAGAAAUUACUGCUAAGCUCUGCCUAACAGUAACUAUGGCAAAAGUGAAUAGCCACCCUGCCAGCCAGAGAAAAAUGUUCCAGACACGUUUAGUAAGACUGGUGUUGUUCUCUAGAGGGUAUUGUGAUUAGUUGGUAGUGUUCUCACCUUAAUUUUUGACACCCCCUGCCCCCGCUUUACAAGUUCUUCUCGUACUGUGCUGCAAAAGUAGAGGAUGUAGUGUGUGUGGGUAACUGUAGGUUAAGGUAAUGUUUCUGUAAAGGUUUUUAAAAAUAAAGUUUUUUUAAAAUCA
Molecule: messenger RNA, 3120 nt
Organism: Heteronotia binoei (common prickly gecko)
Lineage: Eukaryota; Metazoa; Chordata; Lepidosauria; Squamata; Gekkonidae
Product: zinc finger CCCH-type antiviral protein 1-like
Exons: 15
Coding region: 1-2178 (725 amino acids)
Molecular function (GO): metal ion binding; NAD+ poly-ADP-ribosyltransferase activity
Source: RefSeq, a predicted model, not a curated record